Colletotrichum navitas is the source of this 787-nucleotide messenger RNA. RefSeq lists its product as uncharacterized. The transcript has a single exon. The coding region runs from base 119 to 637 and encodes 172 amino acids. Lineage: Eukaryota; Fungi; Ascomycota; Sordariomycetes; Glomerellales; Glomerellaceae. The record is from RefSeq and is a predicted model, not a curated record.
CAGUGGGGGCGUAGGGCGAGGACGAGGGCUACAGGAACGGCGCUGAGCUGUCAUUGUUGUUAUCGAACUGUGUCAGCGUUGCUUUCUGGCGUGGUGCCCCCAAUCAACGUUCUCCGCCAUGCACCUGGCUUGCAGUAUUCUCCGGGUCUCCAUUGCUGCCACGAAGGACGUUUGUGCCGUGUUCAGCGAAUGGCGCAAAGCGGAUGGCGCAGAGUGUGUGUGUGUGUGUGUGUGUGUGUGUGUGUGUGUAAUCAUCUGGCAUGCCAGGCUCGUUGUCAUCGUCAGUCCCCGUCGGGUCGGGCAAGUCUCGGUCUCAGACUCACUCACUCUCUUGGUGCCGGGCUUUACUCUCCGGUGCAUCGUCGCCCUAGUCUGUGAUGGUUUUUUAAUUUAUUUUUUGUUUUUAUUCUUAUCAUGGCUGGAGUGCCGUGGUCGCGUUGUAGCGCUGGGUUUUACCCGACCGAGACCCGGCCAAUCAGGUUCCCGACGUCGACUUUGCCUCAGGACCCAUAUUGAACUGGGAGGGUGCACCAGGGAAGGCAGCACACAGCUCGCAAAGGCAGGAGCGCCGGAGGGCAGAGCGAGCAUAGCAAAACAGAAACAGAAACAGCGGCAGCAACAGCGGCAGCAGCGCUAAGGGGGUGCAGAUGCGAUACUGCAGUUGUUGCCCACCCCUGCCACCCCUGCCUCUGCUGCCACUUCCUGGCUGACGCCUCCUUCUCCUUUGUGGUUCUUCCUGCUGGUUGACGCGCGCACCUGGUCAUCUCCUUCCUCUCCUUCCUCUGCU